AGACAAACAGACGCUGCACGGCGACUACGGCCUGAAAUAAUUUACAUUUUGCACAACGGCGUCUCCACAGGACGCGAUUCCAACCUCAACCUGCACUACAGCUCCCAUCCCAGCCUUGACGUAAAUGUAGCCCCGAACACCGGGCGCAGCAACAUGUCGGACGCCGAUUUCGAGCAGAUCAAGAAGCUGCAGCAGGAGCGGAAUGCUGCAGCCGCCACCAAGAAGGGCUCCAAAACGUUCGACCCGGCCAGCCAGCGCGCCGACUCGUCCACCAAAAUCAAGCUGAGCGAGGCCUCGGACACCAGCCUGUACGACCGCGCAGACGGCGCCGACAAGUUUGCUGGCUACCACACCACCCUGCCUGCCAAUGAUGGCGACGACGACGACGACAUGGCCGACGCCGGCGGCCGGAGCCUCGUCGGCCAGUACACGGCCACGCGCGCCCAGAUCGACGAGUUCGCCCGCGGCUCGGGCGUCGAGGAGGAAGACAUACUUGCCGGCCGCGGCGAGCGCAGCAACAGGAUCACCGACAGGGAGACGGACUACCAGAAGCGCCGCUUCGACCGCGCUCUCACCCCGACACGGGCCGACCCUUUCGCGGCCGGCCGCCAGGCUGGCGCUGCCGAAGGCAACAGCUACCGCAAGGUGAUGGAGGAGCGCGAGAUUGAGCGGGAAGAGGAGCGCGUCAGGCGGGCCAUCGAGACCAAGGCGAAGGACGCGACCGAUGGCGACGAUACCGUCAUGGAGGAUCACCGCCCCCUCCUGAAAGACUCCGAGGGCGACAGGGAGGACGGCUCAGCGGAUGGCGCGGCCGGCCGCAAGCGCAAAAAGAGGUGGGACGUGUCGUCGGAAGAGACGGUGGCGCCCCCGCCGGCCCCCGAGGCGGCCAAGCCCAAGCGCUCCAGGUGGGAUCAAGCACCUGCUCCAGCAGCGCCGGGUGCCGCCGACACGACGAAGAAGAGGUCGCGCUGGGACCAGGCGCCUUCGGCCACGCCAGUCGGGCCCCAGGGCCUGGCGACCCCCAUCCACCCAUCGGCGGCUGGCGCAGACCUUCCCGUCGGCUUUGGCCCGGAUAUGCACCGCGCCAUCAUGGUGCUGAGCGACGAGGAGUUGGACGCGAUGCUGCCCGGCCCCGAGGAGGGAUACAAGAUCCUGGAGCCCCCGCCGGGCUACGCCCCCGUCCGCGCGCCGGCACACAAGCUCAUGCAGACUCCGGCGCCGGCUACAGGCUUUGUGAUGCAGGACCCCAACAGCGGACGAGUGUCGAGCCAACAGAUGCCAAAGGAGAUCCCGGGGGUUGGGGACCUGCAGUUCUUCAAGCCUGAGGACAUGGCCUACUUUGGAAAGCUGACGGAUGGCACAAACGAGGAAUCGCUUUCGGUCGAGGAGCUCAAGGAGCGCAAGAUCAUGAGGCUGCUGCUCAAGGUCAAGAACGGCACACCGCCGAUGCGAAAGACGGCGCUGAGGCAGUUGACGGAUAACGCCCGCAACUUUGGCGCGGGACCUCUCUUCAACCAGAUCCUGCCGCUCCUCAUGGAGAAGACGCUGGAGGACCAGGAGCGCCAUCUGUUGGUCAAGGUCAUCGACAGGAUUCUCUACAAACUGGACGACAUGGUCAGGCCAUAUGUGCACAAGAUUCUCGUGGUCAUCGAGCCGCUCCUGAUCGACCAAGACUACUACGCGCGGGUGGAGGGCCGCGAGAUCAUCUCGAACCUCGCCAAGGCGGCGGGGCUGGCGACCAUGAUCAGCACCAUGAGGCCCGACAUCGACCACGUGGACGAGUACGUGCGCAACACGACGGCGCGAGCGUUCGCUGUGGUGGCGUCGGCGCUGGGCAUCCCGGCGCUGCUGCCGUUCCUGCAGGCGGUGUGCCGCAGCAAGAAGUCGUGGCAGGCGCGGCACACGGGAGUCAAGAUUGUGCAGCAGAUCCCCAUCCUCAUGGGCUGCGCGGUGCUGCCGCACCUCAAGAGGCUGGUGGACUGCAUCGGGCCCAACCUCAACGACGAGCAGACAAAGGUGCGGACGGUGACGAGUCUGGCCAUCGCGGCGCUCGCCGAGGCGGCCAACCCGUACGGUAUCGAGAGCUUCGACGACAUCCUGAACCCGCUGUGGACGGGUGCGCGCAAGCAGCGGGGCAAGGGCCUGGCCGGGUUCCUCAAGGCGGUGGGGUACAUCAUCCCGCUCAUGGACGAGGAGUACGCAAACUACUACACCAGCCAGAUCAUGGAGAUCCUGCUGCGCGAGUUCUCGUCGCCCGACGAGGAGAUGAAGAAGGUGGUGCUCAAGGUGGUGUCGCAGUGCGCAGGCACUGAGGGCGUGACGGCGGGCUACCUCAAGGAGCACGUGCUGGACGAGUUCUUCAAGAGCUUCUGGGUGCGGCGCAUGGCGCUCGAUAAGCGCAACUACCGGCAGGUGGUGGAAACGACGGUGGACAUUGGGCAAAAGGUCGGGGCGGGCGAGAUCCUGGAGCGCAUCGUGGUCAACCUCAAGGACGAGAGCGAGCCGUACCGCAAGAUGACGGUCGAGACGGUGGAGAAGAUCGUGGCCAGCCUCGGGGCGGCCGACGUGGGCGAGCGGCUGGAGGAGCGGCUCAUCGACGGUAUCCUGCACGCGUUCCAAGAGCAGAGCGUCGAGGACAUCAUCAUGCUCAACGGGUUCGGGUCCGUGGUCAACGCGCUGGGGACGCGGUGCAAGCCGUACCUGCCGCAGAUCGUGAGCACGAUCCUGUGGCGGCUCAACAACAAGUCGGCGACGGUGCGGCAGCAGGCGGCGGACCUGAUCUCGCGCAUCGCCAUGGUGAUGAAGCAGUGCGGCGAGGACGCGCUGAUGGGCAAGCUGGGUGUGGUGCUGUACGAGUACCUGGGCGAGGAGUACCCCGAGGUGCUGGGCUCGAUCCUGGGGGCGCUGCGGUCCAUCGUGACGGUAGUGGGCAUCAGCCAGAUGCAGCCGCCCAUCAAGGACCUGCUGCCGCGGCUGACGCCCAUCCUGCGCAACCGGCACGAGAAGGUGCAAGAGAACACCAUCGACCUGGUGGGCCGCAUCGCUGACCGCGGGCCCGAGUCAGUCAACGCGCGCGAGUGGAUGCGCAUCUGCUUUGAGCUGUUAGACAUGCUCAAAGCGCACAAGAAGGGUAUCCGGCGGGCGGCGAACAACACGUUUGGCUUCAUCGCCAAGGCCAUCGGCCCGCAGGAUGUGCUGGCCACGCUGCUCAACAACCUGCGGGUGCAGGAGCGGCAGAGCCGCGUCAACACGGCCGUGGCUAUCGGCAUCAUCGCCGAGACGUGCGCGCCCUUUACUGUGCUGCCGGCGCUCAUGAACGAGUACCGCGUGCCCGAGCUCAACGUGCAGAACGGCGUGCUCAAGUCGCUGAGCUUUAUGUUCGAGUACAUUGGCGAGAUGGCCAAGGACUACGUCUACGCCGUCACGCCGCUGCUCGAGGACGCGCUCAUCGACCGCGACCAGGUGCACCGGCAGACGGCGGCGUCGGUGGUCAAGCACAUCGCGCUCGGCGUCGUGGGUCUCGGGUGCGAGGACGCAAUGGUGCACCUGCUCAACCUUCUGUACCCCAACCUGUUCGAGACGAGCCCGCACGUCAUCGACCGCAUCAUCGAGGCCAUCGAGGCCAUCCGCAUGGCUGUGGGGCCGGGCCUGGUGCUCAACUACGUCUGGGCUGGCCUGUUCCACCCGGCCCGCAAGGUCCGGACGCCCUACUGGCGCUUGUACAACGACGCCUACGUGCAGGGCGCCGACGCCAUGGUGCCCUACUACCCGAACCUGGAGGAGGACGGGCUCGACAGGGGGGAGCUGGGCAUCAUACUGUGAUGGGUUACGGGAUGACGGGAGGAAGGGAGGGGAGGGGUGGUAUGUGUUGAUUCCACUAUUCUUUGCUUUUUUUUUUCGAUACUUUGUUAAACGGGCUUGGUCAUGGAGUUUGCAUUUUCGUUUCUCUUUUUCCGUCAUAUUCUAUACCUCCCCCUUGUCUCUGUCUUUAUGUAAAACCCGUUCUGUACCAAUUGAAAUGGAAGAGGGAUGGUGGUACAUAGAUGCGGCCGCCUGCCAUUAGAUAGCGUGUAAUAUGCAUUUGGACGGUGGGUUGCACGUUUCAUGAGCGUAUAAGCGGCAGCAUGCCAAAGGUGACGACGCAUACACAGUUACACACAGU
Gaeumannomyces tritici R3-111a-1 is the source of this 4162-nucleotide messenger RNA. RefSeq names its product splicing factor 3B subunit 1. Gene Ontology annotation, biological process: spliceosomal complex assembly. The transcript has a single exon. The record is from RefSeq and is a predicted model, not a curated record. Gene Ontology annotation, molecular function: mRNA binding. Bases 154 to 3822 code for a protein of 1222 amino acids. Gene Ontology annotation, cellular component: catalytic step 2 spliceosome; U2 snRNP; U2-type prespliceosome. Lineage: Eukaryota; Fungi; Ascomycota; Sordariomycetes; Magnaporthales; Magnaporthaceae.